ACCAUUUCCCAGCAAUAAGACGUGGAUAUUACGUUUAAUCAGACGAGCACGAGAUUGUUGGAAUGAAGCCCUCAACAUGCUGGACGUGCCGCCUGCGCCACAAAAAAUGCGACGAGUCGCUGCCAAUUUGUGGCGCUUGCGCAGCGCUAGAGAUUGAUUGCCACUAUUCCCCCCGAAAGCCCCAGUGGAUGGAGUCUAAGAAGCGUCGGCUUGAAGCCAUGACACAGCUAAAGGCGCAAGUCAAGAGAAGCGCAAAACGACGGCGCAGAAUCGCUCAAAUGAGGACCAUCGCCAAUGGAAUCGAUGCCAGCCCAGACUUUGGUACACUUGAGCAAUGUUCUGAUACUUUCCAGGAUCCUCUGUCCCAAGAGACUCAUUGCCCAUCGGUCACGCCGUCAUCGAAACCAAUCACCCCACCAACAAUAACGCCGACCAAGAAUGGGGCAGCCUUCGUUUCAGUGUAUAUGGACUACAUUUUCCCCAUUCUUUAUCCCUUUUACCGACCAUACAUCACUCAAGGCGGACGCAUCUGGUUACUAUCCCUGGCGAUGAAGAAUACCGGGUUCAUGAGCAGUAUCAAGAGCAUCUCUGCACUCAUCCUGCGGCUUAUUCCUGCUCAUGUUGGCCCGGGACAGGAGGCUUGUGCCUCAAAAACGUGGGACGAAAUUCAUACGCAGGCCAGCGUCGCCCUGGCAAGUAUGCAACGCGACUUACAGCACCUUCACGAACGCGGCAUAGGGAACUGUCUCUCGAGCAGCGUGCACUUGCUGGCAAAUAUGAUGCAGCAACUUAGUUUUGAACUUGCAAUUAUGCCGUCAGGAAACUGGCAGGCGCAUUUAGAUGCGGCCACGAACCUGUUUGAGCAAAUUCUCGAGCAUCAUGGUAAGGCUGGCCCGUCUCCGCAAGUAUCCGCCGUACUCAGUAACUUAUCUCACCCUUCUUGGCCGGGUGCGGCUGAUGCCUUAAAUACCGAACAGGGGGCAUUCCGCUUCUUCUCUAGUAUCUUACUGGUUGCCGAUAUCAUCUCCAGCACGGUGCUUGACCAACCUGCCAAGCUACUUGAGUAUCAUUCUGAGCUCCGACGCAGCGACUCGCGCCAGAAGCCUAAUGCUGACCUAGAAGAGGUAACCGGAUGUCAGACCUGGGUUCUACUGGCUAUAAGCGACAUUUCAUCGCUUUCGCGAUGGAAAAAAGAUCAGAUGAUAAGUGGCAAGCUGUCAAAGGAUGAGCUCAUUUAUCAAGCGACUUCACUCGACAGAAUUCUCAACAAUGGUCUUGAUAAGCUAGGGCAAUAUGACAAUACAGAGCACAUAUCCCAACAUAUCCGCCCCCUAGAGUCGCUUCUCAAUCAAUCUGGAUCUCCGUAUGGUUAUUCUUACUCUCCGCCAGAAGCCAAGUUGCCGCUGACGCGAAUCUGGAUUCAUGCAGCUCGCACGUAUCUUCUUUCUGUUAAGCUAGUCAGCAGCACGGAGACCUCCGAGCUUGAGAUAAGCGUGGAGCAGACAAUCCAGUCUUUUGGCGCCAUCACUUCGUCUCCAUGGCUGCGGUGGCUUGCCUGGCCGCUUUGUGUAGCCGGCAUCUAUGCCAGCAAAGAGCAAAGGCCAGCCAUUUGUCAAAUAAUGGCCUUGGUACGUGGUUUCAACGCCUUUGGUACUAUACAGGCAGCGUUCGACAUUAUAGAAAAGACAUGGCAGAAGCGAGAUGCAGGCGAAGCGUGUCUAGAUCUGUCCGCAUGCCUUAGUAGCCUGGGAUAUAAGGCCCUGUUAGUAUAGUGUUACGACCCCGUCAUCCUUUUCUGUAGUACCUACAUCUUUCGCUUACAUCACCACCAAUUACCCAAGGACCGAAUCUCAGCAUUUCGAUCCUUAGGCACCCAACCAAUCAGAGAAGGACUAACGCCUAAACACUAUGGUCCAGUGUAUACGACCCUAGCGGUUACGUCACGUGUACCCCACAAAAGGCUUAUGCAAGACGUAGACCCACCAAUAGCCAAGAACCAAUUAGAACUAGAUUACCUUAUAAGAUAGGAUUAUAAUACUCUAGGAUCUG
Fusarium oxysporum Fo47 is the source of this 2049-nucleotide messenger RNA. RefSeq names its product transcription factor domain-containing protein. The transcript has a single exon. Lineage: Eukaryota; Fungi; Ascomycota; Sordariomycetes; Hypocreales; Nectriaceae. The record is from RefSeq and is a predicted model, not a curated record. Gene Ontology annotation, biological process: positive regulation of transcription by RNA polymerase II. Gene Ontology annotation, molecular function: zinc ion binding; DNA-binding transcription factor activity, RNA polymerase II-specific; transcription cis-regulatory region binding. Gene Ontology annotation, cellular component: nucleus. Bases 63 to 1772 code for a protein of 569 amino acids.